Molecule: messenger RNA, 504 nt
Organism: Colletotrichum gloeosporioides
Lineage: Eukaryota; Fungi; Ascomycota; Sordariomycetes; Glomerellales; Glomerellaceae
Exons: 1
Coding region: 1-504 (167 amino acids)
Source: RefSeq, a predicted model, not a curated record
AUGGCAGAAGCUAUCGGCCUGGCUGCGAGCCUGAUUGCAAUCUUGGAGCUCUCCGUCAAGAGCAUUGGCUAUAUCCAAGCGGCGAAGGGCGCAACGAAAGAACGGGCGCAACUUACUGCUGAGAUUCAAUUUUGCCAAGUUAUUGUCGGCGGUCUUAGGGAUGUUUCGGACAACGCUGGGUGGCAAAAGACUAUGGAGGUACUGAUUCGACCGGGCGCACCACUCAAGCUUCUGGAAGAAACCCUUCGACAUCUGGUACAGAAGCUCAGUCCUCCGCCUGGUCUGCGACAGCGAUUACAUGUUCUGAAAUGGCCGUUCGAAGAAAAGGAGAUCAAGAGCAUCCUCGGUAUGAUGGGGCGCCAGAAGCAGUCUCUAUCGCUGGCUUUAGACAACAACAGCAGGUACGACUCACCGGGGAAUAAUGAUGUAAACUGGCUUGCCGUCAAUAACAUUCUUCAGAUGUGGACUAAUUUAGUGCUUUCCCUGCAGACUUCUGCAAGAUAA